CGGCCCCCGGCCCCCUGCGCCCCACACACGCCCCCCUGCUCUUCUCCCCGUACUGAGGGGGACGGGGACGGGGACGGUGACACCUCUGGGGGUGACAGGAACAAUCCUGAGGGUGACGGUAACGGGGACACCCCCGGGAAUGGCAGUGACACCCCCAGGAGAGACAGGGACAGUCCUGGGGGUGACAGGGACAGGGACACCCCCGGGAAUGGCAGUGACAGUCCCGGGAGUGACGGGGACACUCUCAGAAGUGAUGGUGACAAUCCUGGGGGUGACAGUGACACCCCUGGGGGUGACAGUGACAAUCCUGGGGGUGACAGUGACACCCCUGGGGGUGACAGUGACAGUCCUGGGGGUGACGGUGACACCCCUGGGACAGACAGAGACAGGGACAAUCCUGGGGGUGACAGGGACGGGGACAGGGACACCCCCAAGGGUGACGGUGACAAUCCCAGAAGUGACGGUGACAAUCCUGGGGGUGACUGUGACACCCCUGGGGGUGACAGUGACAAUCCUGGGGGUGACAGUGACACCCCUGGGGGUGACGGUGACAAUCCUGGGGGUGACGGUGACACCCCUGGGGGUGACGGUGACAAUCCUGGGGACAACGAACCCCCCCGAACAGCCCCUGGGAAAAUCCCGGGACAAUUCCUUGGGAAAAGCCUGGAAUAGCCCCUCCCCCCACCCCGGGAAUUCCCCUGGGAACAACUGGACAACAGUCGGUGCCUGGCAACCGUUGCCUGGCAACCGGGAACCGCCUGGCAACGGCUGCCUGGCAACCUUUAAUGAGCGACUGCCCGGUGACGGUCACUUGGUGACGGUCAGUGAUGGUCAGUGAUGGUCAGUGAUGGUCAGUGAUGGUCACUCA
Messenger RNA from Pseudopodoces humilis (Tibetan ground-tit), 868 nucleotides. The record is from RefSeq and is a predicted model, not a curated record. Lineage: Eukaryota; Metazoa; Chordata; Aves; Passeriformes; Paridae.